This is a messenger RNA of Phytomonas sp. EM1, 2478 nucleotides long. NCBI's taxonomy places the organism in Eukaryota, Euglenozoa, Kinetoplastea, Trypanosomatida, Trypanosomatidae. The record is from the annotation of a GenBank genome assembly.
AUGGUUGUAGCAAAGGCAAUGGACUGCGCGCUGAGUUCACCCAAAGACGGGCGUCCACAGGAGUCAGGCUCUGUUGCUAUCCGCAAAUUUUUUAUUCUCAAUUCAAGCUCCGAUGACGAAGAGAUAGUGAUAAAAAAUUCGAGAGUAAACUAUGAUUCAGAUAGAUCUUCUGAACACGAUGUUGAUCUCACGCUUUUAUCCAAGCACCCCACCUCCUCGUCAUCCCGGAGCUCCAGCAGCGAUGGUGCUGCCGGGGAUACUGAACUCACACGCUUGCCUCCUCACCAAGGCCCGGGUGCUAGCGUGCAGAUCAAAAAAAUCCCUACCACCGAUUCAGAAGAUUCUUCCUUAAGUUCUGUGAACAUCCUUCCGGAAAGCGAAGAUGAGACGCAAGGUGGGGAAAACGAUACCCCCCAAGCUGAUGACGCCACGGUAUCGCAACCGCAACAGUCGAAAGAGGGAGAUCGCGAAAAGGUCCAGUUAUCGCCCGCAGCUCUCGUCAAUAGGGGCUCUCAUCUAGUUCAGCCUCCGGAGAGCGUUACCACGACCAACAACACCUCCUUUUCCCAUCACAACUAUCACCUUACUCCACAACAAACAUUGGACGCUCAGGUAAGGGGGAAAUUGGAGCGGGCGGAUAGACUGAGCAUCUACGAAAGAGGUAUCAAUAUGAAAAAACGGAAAGAACAGGGGCUUCAACAUCUGCGUGCAGCUCUCUUGGAGGAUGAAUCUAAGGAGGCAACCUUUCACCCCAAAAUAUCCAAGCGGGCUGAGUCUCUUCGAAGGCGAAGCACCACACCAGAGGACGCGACCAAUGCAAUGCGAAUGAAAAAACGUUUAAUGCUUUUGGAAUUGCCGAGCAAUGAAUCAAACUACUCGUUUACGCCGCGCAUCUCACGAAAGUCUGCUGAAAUUGUACGCCACGCGCGCUCCGACAGUUCAAUGAGCCUACCCAUUGUGGAGCGGCUUUACCAUGGACAUGGCUUAUCCAAAAAAGAAUCUCGGUGCGCGCUGUUAGAUGAUACCCCUCGUCCAAAACACAUCGUCCGCACCCCGAGUGAAAUUAACAAGCACAUCGCAUCCAUGUACCUUUUUGAGUCGCAGCGACAAGAAGCUAUUCGAGAGGUUCAGGAGGAAUUACUGAGAGGGGCCGCGCCUACCCCUCAUGUGGAUCCCUCCGAGGUGGUGAAACGACUGACAUCUCCCAACCCCCUGAGAAGGCCGUCGGCGUACAAGGCGGGCACCCAUUCAUCGCCCGAGGAAUGCACGUUCGCGCCGAAACUUAGCACCGCAGCGUCGGCGUACGUGGCCAGGGCUCGGCAGCGCGGCCUCACGCGCUGGUUUCUUUACUUUUCCAAACCAAACGCCACCACGCUAUCCCUGGAGGAUCUUCGCCACCCGCACGCCCAGCAUGCCGAUAUCGCGAGUCGGAUCGAAGCCGCCCUCAUUGCCAAUUCCGGGCGUGCGGCGACCGCCGUGGGGGAGGGAAAGGAGGAAGAAGAGGCAAUAAAGCCGUCCCCAUCCGUCGUCGCGAGCGAAUGGACGUUGCAAGAAUUCCUCGAUGCCCUCACCGCGAUGGAGGAGAAUAAGGGAUUGCCCCAAUUCUGGCGGGAAUCCCCAAGUGGCGACCAUGAAGAAUCGGCGGCUCUUUCCGGGCGAGGUCGUGCAAAAACGACCGACUCGGACUUGACUUUUCAACCGCAGAUCAACUCCAAAAGUCGCGCCCUCGCGCAGCGUCAAUGUCGAGAAAAGCGCGCCGCCCAGCUUCCUGCACACGAGCGACUCUUCCUCUCCGUCCGACAGCAACAACUCCAACAAGCACAAAAGGAGCUCGAGGAAGAGCAGGAACGGCUAGUUUCGGAGCAGCUGGCGGAGGAAAAACGCGCGCGUUCGAUUCUUCAGUGGCGACAGCAUAACGCCUCGAGGGCGAAGGAAAGCAAACCGGAGGUGGCUCCACCACCCGCGGAUUCCCAGAGAGCGGAGGCCACGCAACACGCUUCCUCUGAAUUGGAGCCGGCGCCGAAACCCCCUCCGCCGGCUUUCCCAGCACCUAAGCGCGACGCGACGCCAGCAGCAGCAGCACCCGUACCGAAGUCCUCAAUGCUUGAUCUUUCCGUGAUCAAGAAGGCAACCGCGGAGCUCGAGGAGGCUUUGCGCGAAGAAAAUUGUAAUGCGAUCAAAAAAAACAUCAGGGCUGUAGAAGGCUUAUCUUCCGCCACAAACCCUUCUGCACCCACCCCGCCUGCUAGUCGCUCUGAUCGAAAGACGAGAAGCCACACCCCCACGCGCAGCUCUCUAGGGAUUCUUUUCGAUCACGAAUCACCGAGGACCAUCAGCCUCCUGUUGGAGUGUGCGAAGUGCAAAAAUCCAACGUGUGUUUCUACUGCUGAGAGACAAAAAAUUGAGCGAGAUAACAAACGUCGACUAAGACAACUCGGAAGAGCCUUGUAUAGAAAAAGUUGUGGGCUGUGCCCAUGA